Magallana angulata is the source of this 3307-nucleotide messenger RNA. RefSeq names its product protein draper-like. Lineage: Eukaryota; Metazoa; Mollusca; Bivalvia; Ostreida; Ostreidae. The transcript is spliced from 10 exons. The coding region runs from base 21 to 1526 and encodes 501 amino acids. The record is from RefSeq and is a predicted model, not a curated record. Gene Ontology annotation, molecular function: scavenger receptor activity.
UAGUUCCUUCCAUUUUAGACAUGCAUUUGCUCUGGCUGCAUUUAUUUUUCCAUUUAUUCAUCUUAAUCAAUGCAUACGAAAAUAUUGCUCUGAGGAAACCAGCAUGGCAGCGUUUUCCCUAUAGCGGUCGACAUUGGUGGGGAGCAGAUCGUGCUGUGGACGGACGGUAUUCAGACCUAUCUCAAUAUGACAACCAGUGUACAAUAUCCGGGAAUUAUCACCAAGUUGCAGAAUGGAGGGUGGAUCUCCAAGAAGUCCUUAGCAUGCAUCAUAUUGUUAUAUACUAUAGGACGGACAAUGAGCCUUGGGGAAAUCCUAGUGAAUACUCGGGACGAUUUUUGGGGUUCUCUGUCUACGUAUCAAACACAACGAACAAAGAGGACGGGAUUACUUGCUUCAAAGACAGAAACUUUACUAGAGCAACAAUAGAGAAUCCUUUAACGAUAAAUUGCCCUAAUCAUGGACGUUACGUCAUCUACUAUAACAAUAGAACACAGCCCCCGUUUCCUUCUGGCUAUUCUACAGAUGGAGCAUACAACGAAAUCUGCGAAUUUGAGGUUUAUGGGUGCCCAACACAAGGAUAUUACGGAGAGAACUGUUCUUUAUCGUGUCCACAGAACUGCCAGGAAGGUCACUGUCACAUCGAGGAUGGGUCCUGUCUGGGGUGUACUGAUGGAUACAAGGGUCCAACUUGUAAUGAACAAUGCCACGGCAAAUCGUACGGUCAAGAGUGUCAGCAAAAUUGUGGAAACUGUAAAAACAAUGAACAGUGUCAUCAUGUGAACGGAAGUUGUAUAAACGGUUGUGGCAGUGGAUUUUAUGGCACAAAAUGUGACCUAACCUGCCCUGAAAGUCGAUAUGGCUACUAUUGUGAGGAGCACUGUAACAUCAACUGUGGAGUUCCAUACAGAUGUGACAGGGUGACAGGGCAGUGUGAGGGAGGAUGCCAAGUUGGUUGGGAAGGGGCCACGUGCAAUACACAAUGUAAUGAAGGAAAGUUUGGUCAAAAUUGCAACCAUUCGUGUGGACAUUGUCUUGACAAUGAACAAUGUAAUUACAUCAAUGGUUCAUGUCCCAAUGGAUGUGAUAUUGGUUAUCAAGGAAGUCAAUGUACACAGGUUUGCAGUAAUAAUACACAUGGAGAUGGAUGUUUGCUUAAAUGUGGGAACUGUUUAUAUUUGUACGGAGAACAAUGUCAUCACCUGACUGGUCAAUGUCCACGAGGAUGUGACAUUGGCUACCAUGGCGAUCGCUGUGACCAGGGUUUUGAAGGUUUAAUUCAUCCUGUAUCUGAGAGCCAAUUAUCCACCUCAUUCUAUGUCUGUACGACAUUUCUUAUCUUAAGUGGAUUACUUAAUGCCAUUUUGGUUGUCAGAUUUCUCAGAGAACGAAGAAAGACAAUGCACGAACAUCAAAAGAACCUGAGAAGUAAAAGUGAAAGGAACAAAGAGUUGCCUAUCCCCGAGUGUUCGCACAAUCAAUAUGAAAACUUCUCUCUGUAUGAGGAACUUGGGAUAUCUAAAUAGAAAAAUACUUGUCCUUGCCUUUGAACAAAAAUCCUUGCUGCGCAAAAAAGCCCCCCCCCCCCCCCCCAGAUGCUUCCUGCCUGAUAUAUUAGUUAAAGAUUUUUUUAUCUUAUUCGAAUGAAGAGCUAUUUUCUCCGAACCAUAAUAUGGUGAUGGUGAUGGUGGUUGUAAACUUAUUCCAUCAAGCAAAUUUACCUGAAUCCAAAACAGGUAAAAUAAAAGUGAGAAGUAUUCAAACUGUUAUUAAAUUUGAUCGUUUUCAAACCAUCAUUUCUUUUGAAACUAUCCAGCAUUCGUUCAAAAUCGUUUGAUUAAAAAGAUAAAAACAAUCUUUUGCAUGAAAGAAACCAUUCAAAACCAAGAAAAUACAAUUCAAGUAAAUUUGUUAAUAAAAUAUUCGUUGUAAAUUUGUCCAUGGUAAAGAUCCAAAGACUAGUAUUAUUUAAGCUGCCCUUAUUUAUAACGUGAAUAUCAUUCUAUUUCUAUAAAUUUUGCAUGGUCGUCCUUAGAACAGUUUCUGUUAUUUUAUGUUUCUAGGUCCGGAUAUAGUUUUCGUUAUUAAUCUUUACACUUGGAUAUAUUGCUUUCAUUAUUACUUUUAGGGGCAAUUUUUCAAUGCUUACUUGCAUUUGUUUUGUUUACUGUUAUUCCUUUCCUGUAUAGUUUUUAUUUGUCAAAACAGUUAUUUGACAGUAUGUUUUUUUUCUAUCAACCCAGCUGUGUUGCUGCAACAAUCGAUCAAUUUCAAAUCAUUACCAAUUAUGACCGAAAUGAUUAUGGAUACUUUUUAAAUUUCAUUAAGCAAAGAAUUAAUAUCUGACAGCCUUAUGUACUGUAUUUAAUGAUACAUGUAUUUUAUAUCUGUGUUGAAAUAUCGUUUGGGCAGUAACAUCAAUAUUUCUGACAUUCGUUCAUAUAUUUAGUAACUUGCUAAUUGGUAUGUUUUUCGUUUGUGUAUUACUGUGAUGUCAUUAAUAUUCAAGGGUAUCAAGUUUCGUGGAUAAAGUGAAAAUCACAGUUUCAAGAAUACGUUAAUUUGUGGCCAAUGACCCUAUCAAUACAAAUGUUAAUAGAAACCACAGUAUAUUAUUCGUUAUUUCUUUAACAUACAUUUCUAAUAAUGCUUUUAUUCAUGAAAUUUGUAAAAUGAUGGCAAUACACGCCGUUCCCAAUUCUUCAAAGUUUUGCAUUUUCAUUACAGAAAUCAAUGAUUUAAUCUGCCCUCCUUAGAAUCUUCACACACAAUAUAUGUAAUAUCUCUAUGCAGUUAGUUAAUUAUGUAUAUAUGUCACUUUACUUGUACUUUCUUUUUGUAUUUUAACACAAUUUCCUCUGACGUCAUUUGAACAUUGUAUAUUUUUUCUGAGCCUCAGAUCUUUAGUAUGAUCAUGGUGAAUAAACUGAACUGAAAUAGUUUAAAACUUGGCUUCUAAGGUCAUACUAAAUAUUGUUGUAGUGGUAGUUUUAGCAUUAAGAUAAAAAUGAAAUGCAUUUAAAAUUAUGUUGUGUAAACAUUUAAUCGAUAUCAUUUCAUUUAUUAUUGUUGAAAUGUACAUUUGUUCUUUGCCAUUUAUGAAAAGUCUUUGGCAACUUACUUUAAAAUAUUACGCACUUUGAAAAAAAAUGUUCAAUGUGCGUCUAACUUGUUACCAAAUCAGCUCAUUUUUUUUCAAAGUGAGUUAAUAAUUUUGGGACCGAAACAGAGCACUUUGAUCUUUUUUUCAAAGUGAAUAAUGAGUGUUAACAUUCAUAUCUUUUUCAUCAAUAAAUUUAUAAAACUA